Xenopus laevis (African clawed frog) is the source of this 2571-nucleotide messenger RNA. RefSeq lists its product as uncharacterized. The transcript is spliced from 7 exons. The record is from RefSeq and is a predicted model, not a curated record. NCBI's taxonomy places the organism in Eukaryota, Metazoa, Chordata, Amphibia, Anura, Pipidae. Bases 522 to 1781 code for a protein of 419 amino acids.
CACUCCUUUCUUCUAUAUCUAGUAUAAAUAAUUCUAACCACCCCUUUAUUCUAUAAAAACUCAGUGUCAAUGGAAACUUCCCCUUUUCAUAACCAUACUAAUAAAUUAUGCUAAUGCCAGGCUCCAGGUCUACAAAUAGCAAUAUUUCCACAUGCCUUUUUGGCGUGGUCCAGUAGCCCAGUUGUCCAAUGCCAUUGUUCAUGUGCUAAUGGGGUGUAUACCUUGCUUGACGCCGUCUGGUAUUUAUGUGUAUUUCAUAUCAACCUGCACUAUGUUCAGCCUGACUUCUGAUCCACUCCUGGAAUGUGGUUCCUCCGGUUCCCCAGCAUUUCUGCCUGGUACCAAGGGAACGGAGUAUCCAUGUGUCAGUGCAGGAGAUAUGGCAGGAAUGCUUGAGCACGCCUUGUAUGGGAUGAUAUCACAAUGGGCAGGCAUUGUGGGUGUGGACAGGUGAGAGGGGGCAGGAACAACACAGGUAGUUAGUAAGGAGAAAGCUCAGCAGAGAGACUGAGAAACAAUAGAUGGAAAGAGAACUGUCCGACAGUGAGUUGACAGAGUGCUUUGACGAAGGUUGUGUAUUGCCCAGCAGCACUGCUGUCUAUCGGCAGAUCAUGGACAGUUCAGAUACUUGCUGCGAAGGGGAGACCCCCAAUUAUGACCGCGAGGUGGAGCAUUAUGUGAGGAACAGAAGAUCCAGCAAGAAAAGGGAAGAAUUUAUGAAAUCGGAAUCCGAGGAUUCUGGAGUUGAACUUCCACCACCUUCACCACUCGGAUCAGAAAGCAGUUACAGUGCAGAAGAGCCCGAGAGCUUGGAGAACCCCCUGGAGCCAGAUAGUUUAAAGAGCUUCACACAUGGGAAUGUAGAUGACCUUCCAGAUUUCACUCCAGAUCAGACUGAUCUCCCCCAAGCCUCUGCCUCAGAGAAACCAGAGACUUUUAGGGUGCUCACCCAUGGAGGGAUAGCAGAACUAGAUGUGGAUGAGCAGCAGGAAACAGAUACAUUUGACAUUCCCUGUAGGCUGGAACAAGCAGUCUUGAGAAGCAGGACACGGAGGGUCAGGCACAAAGAUCUGCACCAGAACAGAGCUGGGUUACAUAGCCGUCAUUACCAUGGGUCAUUAAAGCAUACCCUCCAUAAUCAUGCAAGGAGCCCACCCCAGCCAGUGCAGGUGAAGGAGAAAGAAGAUCCUUUGUCUCUCCCUGGUGAGGGUCUCAGGUACCUAGAAAGUCUGUGCAACGUGAUGGAACAGAUAGCUGAGCUCCAACAGAGGAAUCAAGCGCUACAACAUGAGAAGAGAGAAGGAGAAUACAGACUACGUCACAGAGUGCCAAUAGAUUCCUGUACAUGUGGAAGCACCAAGUUUCAAAUGGGUCCAGCUCAAGAUUCGACAGAUGGUGCAUUACCUAAAGAAAGACCUUGGGAGACCAAACAUUACCGGAAAAGAUCGUGCUCCCAUUCAGGAGUAUUACGGGGUCUAGAGAGGAAUCCAGGUCGCCAUCUUGCAUCAGUGGAUAAAAGAGAUCCUCGUUUUGUUAGUGUCCCGAACCUGCAGAAAGAAGAGAGACAUAAUAGCAGCUUGAACCUUAAGGGAGAAGUCUCACAGUGGCAUCGGCUCAAAGACAUGGUCUCCAAACUGGCACAUAAAGCUACAGGGUCUGCUGGGAAGCAAGGCACCUACAGAUCUCAAGUACAUCUUGAGGGUACCUCUCAGCACCCUCAAAGACGAAUCUUUCCCGGACUGGUCAUCAGGCCCCACAAUCAAAAGCGGCCAUUCCACUGAGCUGACUUUCGUGGAGAAUAAACUCUCUGCCCAAAACCAUCCGGCACUUGCACUUCAGAGAGCACUAGAAUGUUCUCAGAGGAACCAGGAACAGCCUGUGGAAUCCAGAAGUAUCAACAUGUGGUGCUCUGAGAAACCUGGACAGACCUGAAAUACUGAGACAGGAACCAGGGCACAGGUCUGUGCAAUAAAUGGAUGACUCAGUGGAGCACUCGUAGGGUUUUGGGAAACCAGGACCGGCCCAUGGUGCUCAAGGAGGAACCAGGAUAUGACAAGAUGCAAAAAAAGGAAAUAGGUUGGUAUCUGUGCACCCUGGGGAAUGGGGAAAGUAUGUUGAUUCUCCCCCAUUACCUGGAACACCAACAUUUCAGUGGAUCCAUGAUAAGAAAGUGAUGUCCUGUCUGUGGAUUAUGGAUAUGACGUGUGAGGGACGUGGAUAGCAAAGUGAUUGUGUAAUUCAGCUACAGACAUUACUGCCAUAGGAAGAAGGAUACUGCUAAGAACAAGAGUCAAAUGCAGAUGUUUUGGCAGUAAUUUUGGUUAAUGCUACUGCACAUAUAAGUCACUCUCACUCCGUUACCGGCUCCCGACAUCAAGAGUCAACUUUGCAGACCAAUAAACUGCAAGGAAGUGAUUUAUACUAAACCAUUAAAAAGUGUUAUUGUUUGUAUGGAACUGCAAUCUUGCUAAAUGAUGUACAAUGCAGUCAGUAUUGAAUAUUUUGUUACAUAUGUUUUUGCUGAAAUAUAUUAUGUAUUGGAUUAAAUUAUAAUAAAUACUAUUGGUAUUA